This is a messenger RNA of Syzygium oleosum, 1505 nucleotides long. RefSeq names its product GDSL esterase/lipase 5-like. Gene Ontology annotation, biological process: lipid metabolic process. Gene Ontology annotation, molecular function: lipase activity. The transcript has 5 exons. The record is from RefSeq and is a predicted model, not a curated record. NCBI's taxonomy places the organism in Eukaryota, Viridiplantae, Streptophyta, Magnoliopsida, Myrtales, Myrtaceae. Bases 350 to 1447 code for a protein of 365 amino acids.
AGUCGAAACUUGUUUGUCCAUACUCAAAAUUAAGUGAAAUUCGUUGAAUUUUCCCCUCUUUUCGUGCUUAGUUGUGGAUAGACAAUAUCGGUCUCCCUCCCUACAGUCAAAAGAACAAAUUUCCUGGAACUUGCUUGGCGAUUCCAAGCAAAUCAUUUGACCCGGCAGAAAGAUGUUAUGCAUCGAUCCAAGAACAAAUGCUUCAGACAAAAUCAUUCGACAUUUUUCUUGGUCAAUGCAUAAGACUUUGGAAAAUAAGGUUGUGAUCGCCAGACUUCCACAUGAAAGGGAGAGACAUAAAUCUUAAAACAAGAGGAAACAUGCAAGCAUUGUCUAAAUAAAGAUCAUCAUGUUGACUCCAACUCUGAAUGCAAUUUUCACGGCCGCGUUCGCAAGCCUGUUCAUCUCGAUUCGCUGCGACAAUCCGUUGCCAAGAGAUGUCGCUCUGUUCAUCUUUGGGGACUCCAUCAACGAUGCAGGAACCAACAAGUACAUCAACACCACUGUGAACUUCAGAGCCAAUUUCUUUCCCUAUGGAGAGACUUUCUUCCAUUAUCCCACCGGCAGAUUCUCCAAUGGCCGUCUUAUUGCUGAUUUUAUCGCUGAAUAUGCAAAGCUGCCGCUGAUUCCGCCAUAUCUCCAAAUGAAAGAUGAUGAAUUCAUGGGAGGGGCGAAUUUUGCAUCUGCUGGAGCUGGUGCUUUGAGUGACACUUACGAAGGAUUCGUGGUAAGUUUCAUGAUGCAGCUAAAGCAGUUUGAGAAGCUAGAGAAGAAGUUGAGCAAGAGAUUAGGGAAUGAGGAGGCGAAGAAGGUGAUUGCGGAGGCUGUUUAUUUGAUUAGCAUCAGAAACAACGAUUACUUGACGCUGAUACAUCGCAAUCUCACUCCGUUUCAGCCCUCUUCGAUGGAAGAAUACGUAGGGAUGGUGAUCGGAAACAUCACCACCGUGCUCGAGGGGAUUUAUAAAGCUGGAGGAAGGAAAUUUGGAAUGAUUGGGAUUAAAAAUAUUGGGUGCCUCCCAUCCCUGAGAAAAUCAACCGGGAACGGUUCUUGCUUAAGGAUUGCCAAUGUGCUUGCAAAGCUUCACGACAUAGAUCUGAUAUCAAUUCUCAAGAAGCUGGAGGCUCAGCUACAAGGAUUCAAGUACUCCUACUUUGACUUCUACACUUCAGCCCGGGAUAGAAUCCGAAACCCAUCGAAAUACGGCUUCAAGGAGGGAAAAAUGGCAUGUUGCGGUUCGGGUCCAUUUAGGGGGAAUCCGAGCUGCGGAGGCAAGAGAGGAGUGAAAGAAUAUUCGUUGUGCCGUCGUCCCGAGAAAUUUUUGUUCUUUGAUAACCAUCCGACCGAGAGGGCCAAUCAACAGUAUGCUCAAUUGAUGUGGAACGGAAGUUCAAGCAUAACCGGGCCAUAUAAUGUAGAAGAGUUGUUCAAACUUGGGCGAGCUUAGAACUUUUUCUUGGGCCCUUGAGGAAAUAAAGGUACUUGAGUGCUGAUAGUUGAACUAA